CUCUCUCUCUCUCUCUCUCUCUUUCCUCUCUUCCUCUCUCUCUAAAAAUCAAGAGUUGCUCACUCCCUCUGAUUCUGUCUAAUGGCAAAAGCUGAAGCUAAGCGUGAAGCCAAGCCAGAAAAACCGAAAGAAAUUGAAGAAGUUUCCGUACCCACUCUCAAAUACAAAAUUUGGGUUUUGAAAGUCCCUAUACACUGUGGGGGCUGCAAGAAAAAGGUCGCAAAAAUCUUGAAAAAAAUAGAUGGGGUUUACAAAACAGAGUUCGAUGGGAGCUUCGGGAAGGAAAACAAAGUGACAGUGACUGGGAACGUGGAGCCGGAGAUUUUGAUCAGGAAGCUGGCCAAGGGAGGGAAACAUGCAGAGCUGUGGCUUGAUCAGAAGGCUAACAACAGCAAUAUUUCAAACGACAAGAAGAAAAAAAAGGGGAGCAACAAGGAGAGACAGCAAGGCGAAAACGCCAAAGGCUCCCAAGACGGUAACCAUGGCGGACCUGGCUGCGGCGGCAGUGGUGAUAAUGAAAGGAAACCGGUUAAGGAUGAAGUUGUUCAAGUCCAGGAUAAUGGUGGUAAGAAGAAAAAUGAGGGUGGUGGCGGCGCGGGUGGGAGUAAGAGCGGUGAGGGGGCUAAUGCUGUGAAAGUGAUUGAGGGCGGUGGUGCACAGGCAAAAAACAGCGGGGGUGGCGGUGGAAAAGGCAAAGAGGUGAAGGUUGAGGGGGUUAGGCAGGGUAAGGCUGUGAACAUGUCGGGACAGCCGGAUGCGGCGGAUAAGUGUUUUGGUGGGGACGACGACGAUGACAGUGACUGUGAGGUUGAGAAAAGUGGAGGCGGCGGUGGAGGUCGCGACGGUGCUGGCGGCAGUGGAACCAAGAAGAAAAAGAAGGGGCAAAAGGGGAAUGCAAAUGCUGGCGAUUCGGAUGAGGAUGAGCAAUGUGGUGAUGCUGCUCCAGCACGCACUGGAUUACCGCCUAAUCAUGGCAAUGUGCCACGUGGUCCUCCUGUGCCUUGCAUGCCUCCAUAUGGUACUCAAGGCCCAAACUUUGCUCCGGCUCUGGCACCAGCUCCAGCCAAUCACAUGGCUCCACAUCAGCUGUUGUAUGAAUACCAGUACCCCAGGCAGAACAGCAACGGGCGUCCAAUCCAAGCUAUGAACUUCAAUACGGCCUACCCCGCCAGUAGCUACGGUGCAUCCCAGUAUGCUGCACCACCACCUCACGCACAUUCUUACUCUUAUGUGUCUCAAAGUGUGGCAGCUGAGACCGAGCCCCGGUCCUAUCAUUCGGACUCAUAUCCGCAGUACAACCCGUCUCGGCCGGUAUAUAAUCCGCCGCAGCAGUCCGAUUCCUUCGAGCUGUUCAGCGACGAGAAUCCGAACGGGUGCACCAUUAUGUGAGCAUUGUGGGCAGUGGCUGCAUUGGAGAGUAUGGAGUUGGAAGGUGAAGGCCGCAUAAGGUU
This is a messenger RNA of Pyrus x bretschneideri (Chinese white pear), 1451 nucleotides long. RefSeq names its product heavy metal-associated isoprenylated plant protein 36-like. The record is from RefSeq and is a predicted model, not a curated record. NCBI's taxonomy places the organism in Eukaryota, Viridiplantae, Streptophyta, Magnoliopsida, Rosales, Rosaceae. Gene Ontology annotation, molecular function: metal ion binding. Bases 82 to 1389 code for a protein of 435 amino acids. The transcript is spliced from 3 exons.